AAUUGCAUUUCCUGAUCAGAGCAACAAACAAGCAAGGACGAUGCGACUGCUCGGGAUUGACACGGCGUCCUGGUACAUGGACUAUGAGGGCCAGAAGUUGAUGGAGGGCUUGUUCCAGUACAUUAUUCUUGGGUUCAUGACACUUGGGUUUGGUUGGGGAUACUACUGCCAGCGAUUUGAACAAACCAUCUACGUCACCCUCGGCGGCGUGGCCCUCGCGUUUCUCAUCUGCCUGCCACCCUGGCCCAUGUAUCGACGACACCCAAUCAAGUGGUUGAAGCGACACCCAAAGCAGAAAUCAGCACCAGAGACUAGUUGAAAUCGCUCGCGUAUGUGCGUACCUGUGUGCGCAUGUAUGCAUGAUUUGAUGUGCUCGUUGUAGAUUGACCAACCUCGUAUCUUCCUCGCCUGAUCCUUUUGCGGUACUUUCCUUGCGCCCCUGGCGACAAAGCCAUGUUAUAACAAUUUUUCUCUGCCAACAAAAGCUGCAAGUACGCAUCUGUCCGCCCGUCUGUCUGUCUGUGUGAACGAAUGACUGUUGCCCAGUACCCUGCCGGGUUGCUUGUUCCUUUUGCGUCGUCGUCGUCGUCGUCGUCGUCGUCGUUGUUGUUGUUGUUGUUGCUGUCGUCGUCGUCGUCGUCGUCGUC
This is a messenger RNA of Salpingoeca rosetta, 647 nucleotides long. RefSeq names its product signal peptidase complex subunit 1. The transcript has 3 exons. NCBI's taxonomy places the organism in Eukaryota, Choanoflagellata, Craspedida, Salpingoecidae. Gene Ontology annotation, biological process: protein targeting to ER. Gene Ontology annotation, cellular component: endoplasmic reticulum membrane; signal peptidase complex. The record is from RefSeq and is a predicted model, not a curated record. Bases 41 to 319 code for a protein of 92 amino acids.